Messenger RNA from Triticum dicoccoides, 1894 nucleotides. RefSeq lists its product as uncharacterized. Bases 499 to 1341 code for a protein of 280 amino acids. NCBI's taxonomy places the organism in Eukaryota, Viridiplantae, Streptophyta, Magnoliopsida, Poales, Poaceae. The transcript has 2 exons. The record is from RefSeq and is a predicted model, not a curated record.
UCUGGUAGCUGCCGGCCGGAUCCAUCCAUACAUCCAUCCAUGCCUGACUGUCACUCGGCGCCGGAAGGCCGGUCCACUCCCCAUGCAUGGUCCAUUUCAUCAAAGCAGAUUACAACAACAAGCUGCCCCAAACAGUAGCUUCUACAGUAGCUACUCACAGCCUCUCCUCUUCAUCUUCUUCUUCCUCGUCUCUGAAUCGUUCGGAAGAGCAUCUCCAACAGGCGCGUCCAACGCGUGGCGCGCUAAAAAAGCCCUCUUCAUCUUCUUCCUCCUCAUCUCUGAAUCAUAAAAGAAACUCCAAAGCCAGUGAAGCUUCCUCUUCCUCCAAUGCAUCCACCUCCUCCAUAAUCCGUAUCUUCUUUUCUCCUCCGCAUAUAUCCAAGCAUUCUUUACUCACACCACUAGCUAGCUAGCUACCGUGCUCUGCAUGCCAACGCCGCCUCGUGCCCACUAGCCGCACGUACUACGUAGCGGGUUCUCUCGAGAGCGCAGCGCGCCAUGAGCAACGUGUUCGGCGUCGGCGGCCAUGGAGGUGGUGACCACGGCCAUGGAGGAGGCGGCGGAGGGGAGCAGCACGGGGGCGCGGACGGCACGCUGCUGUGCUACUUCCACCCGAGGGAGCUGCUGGUGGGCGUGUGCGCGCACUGCCUCCGGGAGCGCCUGCUUCUCCUCCUCGCGGCGAAGCAGGGCGGCGGCACGGGCCGCGCGCGCCCGCCGGCCGACGGCGCCAGCUACCUGUCGGCGCGGCCCUACUGCCGGGCGCUCCGGCGCCGGACGGGGAGCAUCUCCAGCUCGCUGCCGAAGGUGUUCGCGCUCGGCUCCUUCCUCCAGCGCCUCGACUCCUCCCGCCACCACCACAGCCACCACCACCCCGACGAGGUCGUCCACGACCACGACGGCGGUGGCGCUGGCGAGGAGAAGGACAGGAACCCCGACGACGACGACGACGACACCGCCUCUGUGGCGAGCCUCGACGACUCCUUCAUAUCGAUCAAGUUCGAGGACAACGGCAAGGCGACGUGGGUGGACAGCCAGCAGACGUCAGUAAAGCCAGCACGCGAGGCCCCGGCGGCGAUGGCCACGACCAAGACGACGACGACGAAGACGACGGCGUUGGUGGUGGAGCAGGCGGGGCGGCGGGGCGGCGUGACGCGGUGGCGGAAGCAGGUGGUGGGGCGGCUGCUGCAGCUGGCGCGGUGGAAGCGGGCGUCGGGCAAGCAGCCGUCGUCCUCGGCGGCGGCGGACCAGCGGGCGAAGGCGCGUGGCGGCGGCAGCGGCCGGGGCUGGAUCCGGAGCCUGACGCGGCGGCGCGCCGCGCACGGCGAGAGGGCGUGGUCGUGAGCGGGCCACGGCCUCCUACACGUCCACACGUGAUCAUGGGUGGAUCGAGGAGUAUGUUAUGUACGUACGCACGCACGUGGUGCUCCUGUUUGUUUGUGCAUACGGGCAGCCACAGAUCCAUCCACAUCCCAUAUCCAUUUCCACGGAGAUAUAUAGCAAUCAUAAUCAUAUAUAGAUAUACUCAUAUACCGAGCAAAAGAAGGAAAGAAUCGCACUCUGCAGAUCUCGUUUCGUUCUUCCCUGCAUGAGAGGUGUUUGUUUGUCCCCAAGACCCUGCUCGCUCAUGAAUUUUGAUAGAUGAAAACAGAUAGAAAAAAAUGGCUUGUUGUGUACAUGCAAAUGCCUAUAUUUUGUUUCUGUCAAGAAGUGGCAUGGUACGUAUUACUCUGAACUCUGAAGUCUAGAUUACUUGUGUGCUGUCAGUUUUCAGCAAACGACCCAGGUAACUUUGGUCUGCGUGUCCAAAUGCCAUUUUAGCACUGUGUGUGUGUGUCUUGUUUUCCUUUUUGCUUUGUGUGUGUGUGUCUUGUUUGUUGUCAUGUACUCCCUCCAU